UUACAAAUAAAUAAAUAAAAUUUUCGCCGCUAGGUGGUCAAUUUCAGAUCAAAACAAAAACAUCAAACAAACCAAAAACCAAACCAACACAAUAAGAAACUAGAAACCAAUACUAGAAACCAAGAGAAACGUACUGCUGCCAAGUCAAAAUGUCUCUUGGCCUAGUUGCGUAUGGAAGCAGUGGCGAAGACAGUGAUGCCGAUAGUGGAGACGAAACCAUUCCAGUCACUCCGUUGUCCAUUAAAAAGGGCCUUGCCUUGCCUGCCCCCAAAAAAGUAACAACAGCAGCGGACGAGGAUGAAAACCCUGUGGCCAAGCAGCCCAAAAGCAUGUUUUCCGCCCUCCCAGCUCCUAAGAAAGACGUUCUUGCAGGUUUGGUAGAAGAGACUGAUGACCCGAUUCCCUCAGGCAAAAACGGCACCGGUCCAAAACAGAAAGUAAAAAUUUCUGUUCCAUCCCUAACGCAGUUCAAAAAUGACGUUGAGGAGCCGAAGCCUAAAAAGCAAAAACUAACGCCAAAAGGAUCAGGUCUUUUGGCAUUUCUGCCAGAGCCGGUGAACACAACGACAGGCAAGAAAGCGAUGAUCCCUCAUAUAUUGACUAGGAAACCCCUUCCGAAACCUGCCAAGAAACCAGUUCCAAUGAAAAAAGCACCUCUACAGAAACCUGCGUUAGUCACAAAUUAUUCAGAGUCUGAAGAUGAAUCCGGAGAUGAAAGCAGCGGAUUCACUCCAUCGACUAGUAGAUCUGGCAUAGAUUUCUUCUCUCUAACGAACCAAGUCCAAACUGUUGCUGCGGAAAUUAACCUGGACGAUCUUCUUCCUCAAGCAGGACCUAGCAAGCCAGAACAAAUUCCAGAAACUACUUACGCUGAAGUCGAGGAGGUGGAAGAGACGGAGGUUGUCAGUGAUGAGCCUCAGGAAGAAAAGGAGCUUUCAGACGAAGCGAUUCGCAAACUUUGUGGCCGAAGACAAGAGGACCUCACUAACAUGAUUGAUAUCCAAGGUGAAGCUGUUUAUGCCGAUUCGAAGGAGUGGAUGUUGAGGAAUUUGACAGAAGAGCCCGAGAAAGACUACUCACACAGAGACAAAACGCCAAACUCCACACAAAAGAGAAAGCACCAAAUCACAUAUCUUGCUUUCCAGGCGAAGGAAAGAGAAACGGAGCUCAAAAACCAAUGGGCUGCCAACAGACAGUCAAAGAAGCAGACUCAAGCAAAAUAUGGGUUUUAGAUUAAUUUACUGUUAGUUUUGUAUUACUAAAAAACAAUAAAAUGGAAUUCUAAUGUUUUUAUCUACCUG
Neocloeon triangulifer is the source of this 1301-nucleotide messenger RNA. Its product is annotated as proline-rich protein PRCC. The record is from RefSeq and is a predicted model, not a curated record. NCBI's taxonomy places the organism in Eukaryota, Metazoa, Arthropoda, Insecta, Ephemeroptera, Baetidae. Bases 150 to 1232 code for a protein of 360 amino acids. Gene Ontology annotation, cellular component: nucleus. The transcript is spliced from 6 exons.